Messenger RNA from Racocetra persica, 250 nucleotides. Lineage: Eukaryota; Fungi; Glomeromycota; Glomeromycetes; Diversisporales; Gigasporaceae. The record is from the annotation of a GenBank genome assembly.
AUUCUAUGGAUUGACUCAAAAAGAGGGAGGCCAUCAAGGUUUACAACUAUACAGAUUUUCUACUCUUGAACGAAUUGGUGAAGGAGGAUUCGGUGUUGUGUAUAAAUCAAGUUGGAAAACCCGUGGAUUAACCGUUGCGCUUAAACAAUUAAACAAUAUUCCUUUGAAUGAAGAGAAGACAGUCCAAGGAUUCAUUAAAGAGGCGGGAAAUUAUUAUAUUCGUUAUAAAAAUAGCGCAAAGAUAUUAUAA